This is a messenger RNA of Lepisosteus oculatus (spotted gar), 2749 nucleotides long. RefSeq names its product 5-hydroxytryptamine receptor 3A-like. Gene Ontology annotation, cellular component: neuron projection; plasma membrane; synapse. NCBI's taxonomy places the organism in Eukaryota, Metazoa, Chordata, Actinopteri, Semionotiformes, Lepisosteidae. Gene Ontology annotation, biological process: chemical synaptic transmission; signal transduction; monoatomic ion transmembrane transport. Gene Ontology annotation, molecular function: serotonin-gated monoatomic cation channel activity; acetylcholine-gated monoatomic cation-selective channel activity. The record is from RefSeq and is a predicted model, not a curated record.
AUAAAGAAUGAGAGACUGCCUUCUGAACUAAGCAGUUUUUUCCCUUUUAGCAGUCACUUGUUGGAGGCCGGGGUGAUCAGACUGAUGAAGCUCAAGGAAUUAAUUUAAUCUGCUAGAUCAACAACUUCCUCUUCAAAUGUGCACAUUGUUGGAUCUGAGUUACCUCCUGAAUUAAUUCUCUAGAGAUAGGCUUAGAAGUGUUGCUAGGGGGAGAGGGGUUUUUAAUUAAUGCUACACUUGCUGGUCUUGGAGCAGAGCAGGACAAUUAAAGAAAAUAAUAAUGAUGAACUGCGCACGAGCAGAGAUGGAUGCUUUGAAGGUUACCUCCAUCUUCAUGUAAUUGUGAAGCUGUGAUCCGAACGAGAUGUAGACCAGCUUCAUUAACGAGAACAAAUUAUCCAGGUUUGCCAAUUUAAAAGUCAGUCACAGCCAUCCAUUUUCUAACUGCUUUAUCACUUAUGCUUAUGUCACGAGGCAGAAUACACCAUGGAUGGGACACCAGUCCUUCACACAAGUCCAUCAUGUUUUUAUUCCAAUUGUUUUGUCUUCUAAAAUGAUUUGUGGCAAAAGAAGUUAUUAUCACACAUCCUGUGUUUAUUUUGGGGGGGAAUAUAAACAUUUAACUGUGAAGACAACAACAAAAAUGGGGCACUAUUUGUGUGCCAGGAAAAUGAAUGCAAGCAGUCUUAAUGGACCAUUGCACUGCUAAAUAAAAUGUUGUUGAAUGUUCCAUCUUAAUGCUUCCACCCAGCUGAAUGCCUCGAUGACAAGCUUGUCAUUAUUCUCGGUCCUGCAGUUUUAGUGGUACUAAAGAAUGUGCAAAAUAGCUAUGAAAAACUGCAGCAUUUAACUACCAAGUACUCAGCUGUGCGUGGACAAACCUGAGAAGAGAGCAGCCAAUUUUCAAACGAAUAAACCAGUUGUGUACCUGCAGUAUGUAAAUACACACUAAUUGAGUGGGAAGGACAUGUUAAAGGACAUUGAGUUCUCUGAUUUUUUUUAAUCCUCUUGUUUUCCUGUGAGCCCUUUUAACUUAGGACCAGCACCCACCCCCUGUAAAGCGUAAGUGAACAACCAAGCUCAACAUCUGCAGUACGUCUGGUGAGACCGAACCUGUCUUCUGAGGUUUCUGAAGCUGCUGUUAGAAAAGUACCACGUGCGAUUUGGCCUGGAGGUCUCAUUCAGUUCUGUACAUGAUAGAAAGGCACUGUGAGAGUGGUCAGAAUGAGAGACUGUGGUAAGGUAUUACAGAGCAUUCUCCGUCUUCAUCUUUUCCUAGCAGUGCUUUUUCAGUCCAGUUCUCAGUGUGACACAAGAAGAUGUUUGGCCACCAGUCUAGUGCAAAGAAAUGGAGACAUAUCCAUUCAACCAGAGACCAAGGACUGUAAAGUCAAUGUGUUUUUGAAGGACAUCACAUUUGAAACUCUAGAAGUGAAUACACAGAAUCUGUAUUUUUCAAGCCUGCUAAGAAUAAACAUGGUCUGGAAUGAUUCAUCUCUUUCCUGGGACUCCACAUACCCCUAUGAGGAGGUUGUGCUGCCAGUGAGUGAUGUCUGGAUUCCUAGUCUCUCUGUGAAAAAUGCGCUGAAAGUGGAAACACAGCCUGAAUCGUCUCACUUACUGGUCUUCAGAAAUGGCACUGUGUACCACAAAGAACUGAUGUGGAUUACAGUUGGAUGUGAUUUCAACCUGUACCUCUAUCCCUUUACAAAUGACUGGUGUGUCAUCGCUCUUGAUGGCUGGAAUUCAGAGGGCUGUGGUGAAAAGGUGACAUUUGGAAGAAUCAGCUUGAUCGGUAAAACAAGAGGAGACUGGAGAGCUGUGGAUGUCAGAAAGGAUGAAGUGAGAAACGCUUCUGUCUUUCUGGUCUCCCUGUCUACACGGGGCUUCAAUGUGAUUGUGAGUUUGAUCAUACCCACUUUUCUCAUCAUGCUGGCCGACAUAGUGAGCUUCAUUCUACCUCUGGUUGAAGGGGAGCGCAUCUCCUUCAAAGUCACGCUGGUCCUUGGCUUCGUCAUGUUCCUCCUCAUCCUCUCCGACAUGCUCCCUGGUACAAGCCAGUGUGCGCCUCUGAUCCGUUAUCACUUCUGCGUGUGCCUCUUUUUCCUGGUGCUCAGUAUGAUCGAGUCAAUGGUGGUCACACAACUGGCAGUGGGUGGCUCACUCUUCUCCUUUCACGCAAGUGGGUGCAGCAUAUUCAGGGACACAAAUGCAAAAUCCAGAAGAGAAUCCCAGGACAAUAAAAAUGAAAUGCAAGGCUAUGGUCCUGAACUGCUUCGCUGCGUUACUGAACCCCAUCUGGAUAAUCGUUCGCUGCAAAGGAUCGUCAAAGUCCUUGAAAACAUGCAGGAGAAAGAGCAGGACACACAGAAUUCAAAGUGCUUUGCCAACAAGGUGGAUAAAAUCUGUUUUUUUGUUUACUUGGGCUCCUUUAUCCUAUACGUAGUAGUAAUGCUCUACUUUAUUUGUGACGUUCCCUGUGAAAUAAACCACUUUGACUUCUAGCUUCUUGUAGUCCGAUACAAAAACACCUAUUUUCACUCAGGCAAUGGAAACUUCCUGAUACAUCUAUUUUGACUCAGGAAUUAUCGUAGGAGCCCAUAUGGUAAAUUACAACAUUAGAUUCUGUUCUUUUCUCACAUAACUGGACAAAAGCUGUUUGUCUGAAUAUAGAAACUCUAGUAACAAAAUUGUAAAACUGAAGACCACAUUUGUUGAACCCCAUAACCGUGUUUAAGAGAAGCCUUAA